AUGUUAGCAGUGCUUCUGUCAUUCAGCGUAAUCGAAUCUGUUCGAGGACAUGAUUUAGAGUCAGCAGGUCUCAAGAUUAACCGUGCAGCCGUUGCAGGUUCACUGCCACGACAAAUUGAGUGCUUCUCGUGUAUGUCAUUAUCGUAUCAAACCAGCUGGAAAUAUCUACAAACUACCUACAUCUAUCCAAAGGUGUUCACGGACCGAUGUAGGGAUCCAGGAAGUGAACGUGGAAUGCCGACGGUGCCUUGUUCCACCGUUUGUAUAUCAUUGCUGGAACCUGACAUAGAAGCUGGUGUUUUUAUUGGCUAUAAGCACAUUCGUGGUUGUAUGGAUCGAGUAUUGAGGCACGGCUUCAAUCAAACUGCAUUGCGGACGCACAGAUUUCAUCACCAU
Molecule: messenger RNA, 396 nt
Organism: Ostertagia ostertagi
Lineage: Eukaryota; Metazoa; Nematoda; Chromadorea; Rhabditida; Trichostrongylidae
Source: the annotation of a GenBank genome assembly